Amphibalanus amphitrite is the source of this 1133-nucleotide messenger RNA. It is a transcript of the gene Tpi, whose product is annotated as triosephosphate isomerase-like. The record is from RefSeq and is a predicted model, not a curated record. The transcript has a single exon. Lineage: Eukaryota; Metazoa; Arthropoda; Thecostraca; Balanomorpha; Balanidae. Gene Ontology annotation, biological process: glycolytic process; glyceraldehyde-3-phosphate biosynthetic process; gluconeogenesis. Gene Ontology annotation, cellular component: cytosol. The coding region runs from base 157 to 900 and encodes 247 amino acids. Gene Ontology annotation, molecular function: triose-phosphate isomerase activity.
GUUUGGCCAUCGUCGGUAAUCCCGGAGCUCGAGCGGAAGCUGUCUGUUUUUCCUGUUAUUUUUCGGCCGCUGGCGUCUGACUUUGGUGGCGACCGCAGUGCAAAUUUUCAGUUUUUGAUAUUCAAUUCAGCGUGGUUCAUAUAUACAACGGCCACAAUGCCUCGCAAGUUUUUCGUGGGUGGAAACUGGAAGAUGAAUGGGGACAAGAAAAGCAUUGACGGAAUCUGCGACUUUUUGAAGAAGGGUCCUCUCGACAAGAAUGUGGAGAUCGUCGUUGGAGUUCCAUCAGUUUACCUGGAGUAUGCUAAAUCCAAGGUUCCUGCUGGUGUUUUGUGUGCUGCCCAAAACUGUUACAAGGAGCCAAAGGGUGCAUUCACUGGUGAGAUCAGCCCAGAGAUGCUCAAGGAUAUCGGCAUUGAGUGGGUAAUCCUUGGACAUUCUGAACGCAGAAAUGUGUUUGGUGAGACAGAUGAACUGAUUGCUGAAAAGUGCAAGCAUGCUCUUGACACUGGUUUGAAGGUCAUCCUGUGCUGUGGAGAAAAGCUGGAAGAGAGGGAAGCUGGUAAAACAGAGGAAGUGGUGGUCCGUCAACUGACUGCCUGUGCAAAGAAGAUAAAGGACUGGACUCAUGUUGUUGUGGCCUAUGAGCCAGUUUGGGCUAUUGGCACGGGAAAAACAGCCACCCCUGCUCAGGCCCAGGAAGUCCAUGCCCAGAUCAGGAACUGGAUGAAGGAAAAGAUCAACCCUGGUGUUGCUGACAACACAAGAAUCCUGUAUGGAGGCUCUGUCACAGCUGACAACUGCAGGGACCUGGCCAAGCAGCCAGAUGUUGAUGGAUCUCUGGUUGGAGGAGCUUCCCUGAAGCCUGACUUUGUGAAGAUUGUGAAUGCUGCAAAGUAGUUUGCUGAGUGGGUUUGCUGAGGCUGCUAAGCAGCAAGUGGGCUGGCUUUGUGGCAUGCAGGGCAACAAGAUGCAGGAAUGGUUAAAAAUUCAAUGUUUGCUGUAUUCAUUUUGAGGGAUACCUCUAGUCUGUCUCAAUAAGAAACACAACUUGUGAUAUCCUGCCAUGCUCUAUGAACUACAUGUUAGCUAUUUGUGGUCAAAUAUAUUGUGGCUCAACAGCUGCAUUGGAA